AUGAGCGCGGAACUAAAUGGGAUUAGAAAACGACAAAACAAGGUUCUUGAGACCUCGUUUGUGUCUACAAGAAAGUUACAAACAGAUGAAGGGAUAGUAACCGUUCAAUCAACGCCGUUGCUUAGUAGGCAGAGAAACAAUACAUUAAACAGUCUUAAACAGGAGGUUCGUGCUUUAGAGCUUGAAUUGGCUAAGGUGUUGUUGCGGAAGAGUGAGGCUGAGAAGGUUAAGCAAUCGACGACAAAUGAUAUUUAUCAGGGUACUUAUUCAACAGAUCACUUGCAAAGGCAUUCUAUCCGCCUAAAGGCCAGUACUCAACUUCGGGAGAUCAGCAAGAAUAUAAAGAAGUUAGAGGAACAGAUAAAUCAAUUAAAAGCCAAGAUAGAUGCAAUUAUUUCAUUGCCUAAUAAUAGCCUGUCCGGAUCUCCGUAUCAGCAGAAUCAUCAACUACAGGAGGAAGGGGAUUCUAGCGAAAAGGACCAGAAGCUGAGUCUACAUAAGGAGGUUACGGUAACUUCUCUAACGAGUAGUGAGCUAGGAUCAUCUGGUUCGCCACCUGAAUUUGAAGAACCGGGAUUUAACGAAUACGCGGACUUAGCCGAUGAUUACCUGCAUUACUCUUAUUAUACUGAUGACGAUGGCAAUAACUCUGCAGAAAAUGAUACACUACAAGAUCUUGAUUCUGUAGUUGCCAAGGAUGUAGACUCGAAUAUUAUCAAGCGACUUGCUUUAUCCAGACCGGACAGAAAGGCAAAGGAAAUAGCUACCGCCACCUGGUUGUUUAGUGACUAUUUGCAGAGUUUACAGGAUUCGAACGCUUCGAGAGAAUUCAUACUAUCGAAAGCCAAUAAUCUCGUUAGAUUGUUAAGCAAAAAUCCUGAAAUCAAACAUGAAAUGGUGUUUUCAGCAUUCACAAACACAAUGAACAGUUUGUUACUGUCCGAAGAUAAACUUAUAACUUCUGCUGGAUACAGAAUCUGCAGGUAUCUGAUUACGGAUGAUAAAUUUAUUGAAAAUUUAAUGAUGAUCAGAAUAGAUGCAUUUUUAGUGAUAUCUUUAUCUAAGGAGAAUUCGCAUAAUAUGGAGAGGGAGCAAGCCAUCAAAUUAAUCCGUGAAUUCAUAACGUAUCGCACCGGUGUCACCCAAGCCCUUGUGCAGACUGUAAUUAGUUGCGUUGAAAGGACAGAUGACAAAUUGAGAACAAUAUGUAUCGAAACUCUACUGGAACUUGCGAUAUUAAAUCCCGAUAUAUUAAAACAAUGUGGUGGUUUCCAUAUUCUAGAAUCAUUGUUAAAUGAUUCUGAUUUACAAAUCUCACAAUUAAUCUUGGAUACCUUUUUGAGUAUGAUGAAUACACAGGAUACAAGGUCAUAUGUGGAAGAUUAUUGCAAUGUCAGUUCCAUCCUCUCUGUACUAUCGGAUUGGCAGUCUAAAUCGUCUUUAAAUGUGGAACGGAUACAGAAUAGCAUGUACAUGAUGGCUCAGAUGUUUAAGAACUAUAACGGCCUAAUUAUAUUAUCGAAAAAUUCGUUCAAGCCAUUAAAGGAGUUACUUUCCUUCCUGCAGACACCAUUUGUAGCACGUUAUGUCUUGGAUCUAAUUAUGGAUAUUCUUCGGAUUAAACCUCUGGAUUAUCGCGAAGACAGGGCCCAUGCAACUAAACUUACCUCAUCGGAAUUUCCAAAUGACUCAAUGGCUACUAACCAAUACUUAGCACUCAUCGUCCAGAUGCUAGAUGAGGCAGAAAUUGUAGGGGCUUUGGUAUCAAUCUUGCUCACUCAUCGUUCACAUGAAGAUGGAGGCCAGCCAAAGAAUAGUAUCUUACUAUCUAAGACGCGUCAUGUAUUAUCAGAAUACUUAAGCCUCGCAAUUAAUAUCAACUGUUGGAACACCUCCUAUUAUUCAGCAAUUCAUCAAAGUUUAAGUCCCAUCAAAGUUACCGAGGCAUUUUUGAUAGAAAAUGUUAAUGUAAAACUUAACAAGAAUCGUACUACUCUAGGGAUGCCGAAUAUUAAUACCCAAAAUACUAUUAUUGACUUCACAAAGUCUGUUAUUAAGACUACCUUGUUAACUGAUGUUGACGAGAUGACUUUUAAAAAGAUGGUUUUUGACACUAAGGUUCUUCAAACGAAGGACUUCACUCAAUGGAAUUGGGACGUGUUAGGGGAUUUAUGCGAAGGCCCACUGCGCAAUCCAAGAAGGUUAGAAGAACUAUCUCGGAACACAAAAUUUGUUAGAAGGCUUCUUGUGUUCUACAGGCCAUUUAGGUAUCGAUUUUCUGCUGUUAACAAUAAAGCAGCAAAUGCUAAACAGUAUGCAAAUGUUGGUGUCCAAUUCUUUUCCAUGUUAGUUUCACACAAUGAAGGUUUAAAAAUUCUUAUGGAUGAUAACAAGAUUAUACCACAGAUAGCCAGUUCUUUGUAUAAAUCUAUGGAAGGUCAAAUGCCGGUCAACAAAGUAUUCGGACUGAAAGAAGUUCAGCAUACGAUGUGUGUCGGAUAUUUCCCAAUAAUUGGUGCUUUAUUGAAAACUGUGGACGGCCUUAAAAUACUUGAAAGAUGGAAUAUGUUUACGGUUAUUUAUAAAAUGUUCCAACCAAAUGUACUUGCAGAAACAUACCUGUUGCUUAUGUUGCCUCAGCUGGACCUAACCCACAGCGUACACUGUAGAAUUAUAAUGGGAAAAGUAUUAAUAGAUGAUAGAGAAUCUGUGAGAAUGGCAGCUACGAAUGUCCUCGGAGAUAUGAUUCAAAACUAUAAUAGCAUUGACCAUAAACUAGAGGAAUUUAUGUUGAAUUUACUUGUUGGUCAACUGUAUGAUUUGUCCAGUGAUGUUGUGGCUAUUGCAGAUCGCAUACUCUACCACUAUUGCAUAAAACAAGAUUUAUCACUAGGCCUAAGGCCAGCGGUGACCAGCUGUCUGCAACAAUUGGUUUUUAUAGGGUCCCCUAUCUUAUUUGACCUUUUGGCAGGAACAACAGGAUUUAAUUUGCUGAGUAACAUUCUAUAUGUUGAUAACGAACGGCUUGCAUGGUUGCAACAUAAGAACAGAGAUUAUGUGAAUAAGGUAGAGGAAUUUUUAGAAAACGAACUCUAUUAUGUUAUUAAAGAUCGCACCAAAACUUCACGUAGUUUGCCGUUACACUUUUACCAGUCAUUAGCCAAGUCUGAGGAGGGCAUAAACUUGCUUGAGAAAAAGGGCGAUCUUUUGGUCUUUAGCAACACAAUAAAGAAAUUUUUGUCUGAUAGAGCAAAACUUCUUGAUGAUGUUAUUGAAUUGAAAAGUUGCAUGUGGUGUUGCGGUUUUAUUGGGUCUACGAAACUAGGUAUAAAGUUGUUAGACCAUUACAAGGUUGUAGCAGAUCUUGUAGAUUUUGCAAUGACCGAUGAAAACCCAGGUAUUCGGUUUACGGCAUUUUACGCAUUAGGGUUGAUUAGCAAGACUGAAGAAGGAUGCGAAAUACUUGAUGAAAUGAACUGGUCUUGCAGCACAGACGUCAGACAACAUGCAGUGGGAAUUUGUGUGCCAAAGAACAUCACUAAAUUUCUCAGCUAUCCAGAUACAAGUCGGGAUGUUAUAUCCAAUGAAAACGAAGACUGGUCUAGUACUGAAGACGACGUAAUGGAAGCUGGUUUUCCGCCUCUUGAGAUCUCACAAUCUAAGCUGAUGCAAUUCAGAGAGCAGUCUGAAAAGGACGUCCUUGCAGAUGACCAGGAACUGAAAACUCUGAUAGAAAGAAAAGCCAGAGAGUUAAAAUCCCAAAAUAAUAUAGAGGUCUUGGUUACACAGUUUCCAGACGAUCCUGUCUCGGCCAAAAUCAUCCGGCUAGUAGGUAAACUCGGUAACCACAUCCUAGCCAAUAGCGCUAUUAAAGAAAUCACAGAUCUCGAAGCUAAAUUCGGUCCCUCCAAAUUCGAAACGCCUGAAAUGUUUUACGCUGUCUUCAACCUGAUGGCCCAAUACAGAUUCAAACCCCCCAUCAGAAAGUUUCUUUGUGACCUGUUCAUCAAUAAGAAGUCACUAGAAAGCAUCAUGAAGCGAGACAAAAGAAAAAAAAAUAGAAAAUCCAUCAUAAUCCACACACACACACCUAUAUAUAACCACUACCACUAUUAG
This is a messenger RNA of Eremothecium cymbalariae DBVPG#7215, 4116 nucleotides long. RefSeq names its product TORC2 complex subunit TSC11 (gene TSC11). The transcript has a single exon. Gene Ontology annotation, cellular component: TORC2 complex. The record is from RefSeq and is a predicted model, not a curated record. Gene Ontology annotation, biological process: TORC2 signaling. NCBI's taxonomy places the organism in Eukaryota, Fungi, Ascomycota, Saccharomycetes, Saccharomycetales, Saccharomycetaceae. The coding region runs from base 1 to 4116 and encodes 1371 amino acids.